AUGGCGGCCGUGAGUCUGAGGCUCGGAGACCUGGUGUGGGGGAAGCUGGGCCGGUAUCCUCCAUGGCCAGGAAAGAUUGUUAAUCCACCUAAAGAUCUGAAGAAACCUCGUGGAAAAAAGUGCUUCUUUGUGAAGUUUUUUGGAACAGAAGAUCAUGCUUGGAUCAAAGUGGAGCAGCUGAAGCCUUAUCACCCUCACAAAGAGGAAAUGAUAAAGAUUAACAAGGGUAAGCGCUUCCAGCAAGCUGUGGAUGCUGUAGAGGAAUUUCUUAGAAAAACCAAAGGCAAGGACCAGGCGUCUUCCCAUAACUCCAAUGAAGAGAAGAAUCGGCGUAAUUCCAGUGAAGAAAGAGGCAAGCAAUCCGCUGGUGAAGAGAAACGCAAAGCCAGUUUGUCUGAAGGGAAGUUGAAGAAGGGCACAGGGGAAGGAAAAAAGAGGGUCUCUUCUGUAUCGUCAGAGAGAGGAUCAAAAUCACCUUUGAAAAGAGCCCAGGAUCAGAGCCCCCGAAAGCGGGGGCGUCCACCCAAGGAUGAGAAGGACCUCACAAUUCCAGAGUCAAGUACAGUGAAGAGAGUGAUGACUGGAACAGUGGCUGGAUUUAAAUGGCCACCAAGCGUCAGUGAGCCUGUGAAGGACAGUGAUCCACACUUUCAUCACUUCCUGCUGAGCCAGACAGAAAAGCCCGCUGUCUGCUAUCAAGCCAUCACAAAGAAGCUGAAGGUUUGUGAAGAGGAAACAGGAUCCACCUCCAUCCAGGCAGCAGACAGCACAGCAGUCAAUGGCAGUAUCACGCCUACAGACAAAAAGAUAGGAUUUCUUGGACUUGGCCUGAUGGGAAGUGGCAUUGUCUCCAACUUACUGAAGAUGGGUCACACUGUCACUGUCUGGAACCGGACUGCUGAGAAGUGUGAUUUGUUCAUCCAGGAGGGGGCACGGCUGGGAAGAACCCCCGCUGAAGUUGUCUCCACCUGUGACAUCACCUUUGCCUGUGUAUCAGAUCCAAAAGCAGCAAAGGAUCUGGUACUUGGUCCGAGUGGAGUGUUGCAGGGGAUUCGCCCAGGGAAGUGUUAUGUGGAUAUGUCCACUGUGGAUGCAGAUACAGUCACAGAGUUGGCCCAGGUGAUAGUGUCCCGGGGUGGUCGCUUUUUGGAAGCACCGGUCUCGGGAAAUCAGCAGCUAUCUAAUGAUGGGAUGCUUGUGAUCCUGGCAGCUGGCGACAGGGGUUUAUAUGAGGACUGCAGUAGCUGUUUCCAAGCGAUGGGGAAGACCUCUUUUUUUCUAGGUGAAGUAGGCAAUGCUGCCAAGAUGAUGCUGAUUGUGAACAUGGUCCAAGGCAGCUUCAUGGCAACGAUAGCAGAAGGACUGACUUUGGCUCAAGUGACUGGGCAGUCCCAACAGACCCUUCUGGAUAUCCUCAAUCAGGGACAACUUGCCAGCAUCUUCCUGGACCAGAAGUGCCAAAAUAUCUUGCAAGGAAACUUUAAACCUGAUUUCUACCUGAAAUACAUACAGAAGGAUCUUAGAUUAGCUAUUGCACUGGGCGAUUCUGUCAACCACCCAACUCCAAUGGCAGCUGCUGCCAAUGAGGUCUAUAAACGAGCAAAAGCAUUGGACCAAUCAGACAACGACAUGUCUGCAGUGUACAGGGCCUACAUCCACUAGGCUGCACCGUACUUACUGUUAAUACUAUGAUUAUUGAUUAAUAUUAUUAUGAUACUGGGUUUUAACUCUGGACCAGUCCAUCUCUGUCUCUCCAUUUCCUUUUAUACACAGACUUUGAGAUCUGCCACGGAGGCAGCUGCUGCGGUGAGCCUUCCCCUGGUGGCAGAAGGGGGGGAGGAGGGGGCUCGGAUUGUUGCAGUCUAAUUAGAAAAAUCCAUGCCAUGCACUGACAGUCAUGGAACAGAACAGUGGCGGCUUGUUCAGAAGCUCUGAGGCAACUCUGCCAGAAAUCUGCUGCUUGGCUGCUUUUAUUUUCCUCUUUGUAUGCUUGUCCAAGAUGCUGUUUCUAACGAUCCCUUUUCUCCUUUGCUGUGAAAUAAUGCGUGUGUUGGACUCUCUGCAUCAAGGGGACAGGUGACAUACAUCCCAUCUACCUGUGAAUAUCACUAAAGUCCUUGGUCCCAAGUAAGGUGAGGAGCAUUCCUGUUAAUCGGCCACUGUUAAAAGAACAAAGCACCUCCCAUGGAGGAGAAUGGCAGUUCCAGAAGGUAAUGGGGUUGCAUGCAACACUGUCUUGAUUCUGUUUCUUUUUAAACUUCCACCUCCCCAGCACCUCGAUGGAGGAAUUCCUUGUACUGUUAAGAAGAACAGAUUGCAUCCAUGUCUUCCCCUGUACAGACAACUAUAGCUUAGGGAACACAAACCUUACUGAAAAUGAGAGAAUGCUGGUGUAAAUGAGCCUCCUAAAAGGCUAAUCACAGCUGCCCAUCCCACAAACAGCAUUGGAGAUCAACAUAUUUGCAUAGAAAACUGCAAGAGAAACAUAUAGCCUAAAACUGGGCCAGAGGUAUUUUAUUUGGGGAAGGAACAAACCUUAGGGUUGCCCCUGGCCUUAGCUUAUGUUGCUUUACCUCUUGCCUUUUUUUUUUUUUUUUUCCCUUGUAGUCAGUAAUUACAAAGGUGUCUUGGAUUGUAGCAGUGUCACAAGCAGAGUGAUGAGUCUGAAAGAGGUGAGAAGAAUGAUCAUAGAGCCAAGAGAUUGAGUAUCCUGAGCUCCUUUCCACGCUCGCUCUCUGGCCUUUGCAUGGUCAUUAUAUCUCUUAGCCUGUUUGCCCAUCUUAAAGGUGGGUGAUGAUUACCUACCUCACAGGGAUAUUUUUGUGUACUGAUUAGUGAUCUUCAUACAUGUCAGAUUUUCCAUACAUGUUCUUAGUGUUACUACUCUGGGUACAACACUAGCACAGCAUGAGACUUUUCCCUGUACCUGUGACUCUGCUUGUGGCCAGAUACCAACUUCUAGAAAGACUAGUAAAUAAAAUGGGAGGCUAAGACCACUGCUGAGCUUUAGUCUAGAAACAUGGGACUUGAACUGCAGAUGCCAAGGCUAGAGAGCAGAGAUGCUCUCAGUAUUGAUAGCAGAGCAACCCAGAGUCCAAAGGGUGCCUGUGUCUCUAAAAAUGCACAGAGCAUGGUUUUUGGUUUUUGUUUUUAAAUUGUUCUCAGUAUUAGCCUUUUAGGAGGGUUCUUGCAUUUUAGAUUUGAGAGUUAGUAAAAUGCCAGUAAGAAACUUUAUUGGCCAAAAUCACUUCUCAGUGGCACAAUCUCCUCCCUUGGGUUGGGAUUCUGAAAGGAAGGAAAGCAAAUUCAAAUUAGACCAUGUUCCUUUAAAUCCGUGAGGUCUGCCCCUCCCACCGUCUUAUUUUUCUAGGAACUUAAUGGCUGUGUAGGGGAAUUUUCCUGUGGGUUAGGAUUUCUUACCAAUCCUGCUUUGUGCAGCACGUGCAUAUGGUUCAGGGGCAUCUUAUUAAGAAACAGAGAAAGUAUCAGAUACUCAUUAUGAAUCAUGACAUCUAACGCCUAAUGCUGUAAAUGUUACUUUGUUGAAUAUUUCACCUCCUGUGAUCACUAUUAUUUGUGGGCUAAUAUUGUGUUAAUGCAUUAUGUCCUGUGGUGAACAUCUCCUAGUAAUAGAUCUGUUAGACAUCACUCUCCCCGUUUGUCAGUGGUAUAUGCGAACAAUACUAGUUAAACAUACAUGUUUCUUUGGCAGUGCAACUGUCAUCCUGCAUGUAGAUAUUCAUAUUAAAGGCACAUAUAACUACCCAGGAUAACCAGCCAUUAGCCUGCUUUUGACACACUUGCGCUUCCCCCAUCCAGAAGAACUCAGCUGUUAGCAUCAGAAGUCCUUGGUUAAACAUGCCGCAGUUAAGAUAUCACUUACAUGAAUUGUGUAUUGAGGGCAUCCGGGGGACGUUGUGGUUUUGGGGGCAGGAGAUGAGACCACAGGUUUUAUAGUGUAAGAAAUCUUUCGGGAGGAAGAAGGAGGUGCUGUCUCAGGUCCAGUUGAGAGCGGAACUGUGCUGAGCCAGUGCAGCAGCAUCCCCGACCUGUCCCUGCGGAGGUCUCUUGGGCCAGAGUGAAGGUGAAUGGGUCUGAGCAAAGGUAACGGAGAUCUCCCUCUUUUUUUACUUUGUGGUGCCUCUGGAUAGAGUGAGAAUACAAAAGGAGCUCUCAAGUCCUGUGAUGUGUGUUUCGUAGUGAAUUCCAAGAACCGUAUUUGUGAGAGGGAGAACCACUCCCUAGGCAACUCACUGCUGCAGGUUUUGUUUUCCAGAAAUACUGUAGUUCUCAAAAUGGAGAUGGUUAUUUAUGUGGGAGUGGCAGGUGCAGACUAGUUAAACACUGUAAUUUAUCCUGGGAAAGUCCGACUGCAGCUUUCUGGCGAGGGAGGUGGAUGUGGAGUGGCUGGAGGGCGCAGUGCUGCCCAGCCAGCUGUACAAUCACAGAUAUGCCAGGGAGGAGCAGGAGGAGACCGAGAGCUCUGAAGCAGAUGUGAAGGGAGGAGGAGGGAUGGAAAUGGUGAAAACCGGGCUGUUUCGGAUGCCGUUUGGGAUUGACUCGUCUCAGUCUCACUCGGAUUCUUGUAUUUAUGUCUGUAGCCUCUGAACAUGGAUCUUAAUCUGUUCCUAGGCCUGAGAUU
Gymnogyps californianus (California condor) is the source of this 4642-nucleotide messenger RNA. It is a transcript of the gene GLYR1, whose product is annotated as glyoxylate reductase 1 homolog. Gene Ontology annotation, molecular function: NADP binding; NAD binding; oxidoreductase activity, acting on the CH-OH group of donors, NAD or NADP as acceptor. The transcript has 16 exons. Bases 1 to 1662 code for a protein of 553 amino acids. NCBI's taxonomy places the organism in Eukaryota, Metazoa, Chordata, Aves, Accipitriformes, Cathartidae. The record is from RefSeq and is a predicted model, not a curated record.